AUGCCCAAAAAACCCGUACUCGAGGAGGUCGACGAUGAUGAUAUCGAUAACAUGGACAUGGACAUUGCGCAGUUCGACCCGAACUUGAAAACGCCCAUUGCGCCCAUCCAAAAACCAGUCAUUACUCGGUCGCAAGAUUCAGAACCGUCAGUGUUCGAUAACUUCCCAAAGCCAGCGCCCCAGCCGAAAAGGUCCGACAUUGUCGAUCCAAGCAAAUUCAGCGCCCAGGAAAGAGAAGAAAUCCGCCGCUUCCAGGUCAUCUAUCCAUGCUACUUUGAUGUGAACAGAUCUCACAAAGAAGGAAGAAGAGUCAGCACCCAGGAUGCUGUGCGUAACCCUUUGGCCAAAACGAUUUCCGACGCGUGCCGCCAGCUCAGAAUUCCGGUUCUUCUUGAAUUGGAUAAGUCGCAUCCGCAAGAUUACGGCAACCCAGGCCGUGUUCGUGUAUUGGUGAAAGAAAAUGGAGUUGCAGGCAACAGCAGGUUUCCAAAUAAGCGGGCGUUGUUGCUUGAAAUCUCCAAGUACUUGAAAGAGCACCCUACAACUUUGGCCAGUGUGGGACGGCUGAGCGGCAUUCCAUACCCUCCAGAGUUUGAAACGUAUGAGCCAGAAGAGUUGCCUCAGCUCAAGAACAAGAGAAUGAACACCAUUGUGCCAAUCCACUCGAACUUGACGUUGAAACACCCUAUGACAAAGCUGAUUUACGAGCCUCUUCCUGAAACACCAGAAGCCCCCAAGCUUCCCAAGGCACCUAAACAGCAGAAGAAGAUUAUGAAGAUUCGUGGGUAA
This is a messenger RNA of Clavispora lusitaniae ATCC 42720, 789 nucleotides long. RefSeq names its product RNA-binding signal recognition particle subunit (gene SEC65). Gene Ontology annotation, biological process: SRP-dependent cotranslational protein targeting to membrane; SRP-dependent cotranslational protein targeting to membrane, signal sequence recognition. The record is from RefSeq and is a predicted model, not a curated record. Lineage: Eukaryota; Fungi; Ascomycota; Pichiomycetes; Serinales; Metschnikowiaceae. Gene Ontology annotation, cellular component: signal recognition particle, endoplasmic reticulum targeting. Gene Ontology annotation, molecular function: 7S RNA binding.